GGUACAUGCGAGAGCAGGAGGAGAGCGAACGGGAGGCCCUCCUGUCGCGCACAUUCACCACCAACGAGCAGGAGCACUCGGUGAUGAUCGACCCGGCGCUGCAGCACCACUCGCGCCUCAACGACUCGCACCGACAGCUGGACGACCUACUCAGCCACGGCGGCAGCAUCAUCUCGGGCCUACGCGACCAGCGCGUCACGCUGAAGGGCGCCCAGCGGCGCAUCCUGGACAUCGGCAACACGCUGGGGCUGACCAACACGGUUAUGCGGCUCAUCGAGAAGCGCACAGGCCAGGACAAGGUCAUCAUGGUGGCGCUCAUGCUGGCCAGCUGUGUGCUCAUGUACUGCGUGUGGCGCUACUUCUCCUGAGCCGCUACUG
Molecule: messenger RNA, 378 nt
Organism: Aplysia californica (California sea hare)
Lineage: Eukaryota; Metazoa; Mollusca; Gastropoda; Aplysiida; Aplysiidae
Product: Golgi SNAP receptor complex member 2-like
Biological process (GO): vesicle fusion; vesicle-mediated transport
Cellular component (GO): Golgi apparatus; SNARE complex; ER to Golgi transport vesicle membrane
Molecular function (GO): SNARE binding; SNAP receptor activity
Source: RefSeq, a predicted model, not a curated record